Messenger RNA from Scleropages formosus (Asian bonytongue), 825 nucleotides. RefSeq names its product signal sequence receptor, beta (gene ssr2). The coding region runs from base 35 to 613 and encodes 192 amino acids. Lineage: Eukaryota; Metazoa; Chordata; Actinopteri; Osteoglossiformes; Osteoglossidae. The transcript has 6 exons. The record is from RefSeq and is a predicted model, not a curated record. Gene Ontology annotation, cellular component: endoplasmic reticulum; membrane.
GGGCUCGGAGCAUGCGCAGUGACGGUCUCAGUCGAUGCCGAGGAACGCAGGAAGGAAGAUGAAGACGCUGUGCAUAUUCGCUUUGUUGGCUGCGCUUGGCCUGGUGACUGCGGAGGAUGGGGCUCGGCUGCUGGCCUCCAAGUCCCUGCUGAACCGAUACGCAGUAGAGGGACGUGAUCUCACUCUGCAGUACAACAUCUAUAAUGUUGGGACAAGUGCUGCCCUGGAGGUGGAACUGUCUGAUGAUUCCUUCCCCCCUGAGGAUUUCGGCAUCGUUUCAGGGAUGCUGAACGUUAAAUGGGACAGGAUUGCACCUGCAAGCAAUGUUUCCCACACUGUGGUAUUGCGUCCCCUGAAGGCAGGGUACUUUAAUUUCACCUCUGCGACUGUCAGCUACCUGGCCCAAGAGGGAGGGCAGGUUGUGGUUGGCUACACAAGUGCCCCAGGUCAGGGGGGUAUUCUGGCCCAGAGGGAGUUUGACAGGCGCUUCUCUCCUCAUUACCUGGACUGGGCUGCGUUCGGUGUGAUGACCCUUCCGUCCAUCGGCAUCCCGCUGCUCCUCUGGUACUCCAGCAAGAGGAAGUACGAUUCUCCGAAGGCCAAGAAGAACUAAGCUAGAUGAAUGUGAGGGUUGGUUGGGAGGAGGUUUUCUUGGAGGAUGGGUGUGAAGUUUAGCAGCUGGGAGGAGUGUCUAUUUAGGGCACCUGGGUUUGGAACAUAAUGCCCAUAUUGAGGUUUAAAAAAAAAAAAAAAAAAUUUCACUACUUCCCUUUUCUGAGAAGACCCAGCCCAAGCAUGGCAUUAUGUUGCCAUUAUUAUAUGGAA